This is a messenger RNA of Cuscuta campestris, 799 nucleotides long. Lineage: Eukaryota; Viridiplantae; Streptophyta; Magnoliopsida; Solanales; Convolvulaceae. The record is from the annotation of a GenBank genome assembly.
GCCAAGAAUUUCAAUCAGAUCUACAUGGAGAACUAAGGUGUUUACAAGGCACUGCAGAAUGAGGGACCAGAUUGCUUUGCUCUGCAAGUCUGACAAAUUAGCUGAAAUGGUAUAACUGGGAGUGUUCUAACUUCUUCUCUCUUUCCCUCUGAUUGUUUCAGCACUGCAGAAUGAGGGACCAGAUUGCUUUGCUCUGCAAGUCUGACAAAUUAGCUGAAAUGGUAUAACUGGGAGUGUUCUAACUUCUUCUCUCUUUCCCUCUGAUUGUUUCAGGGUUUCCCGCCCUCUCUGGUUCUUGCUUUUUCAUGCUAUGUUAUACGGGGCAGAGUGUUGAGCGGUUAAGAAGACUCAUGUGCGUUGUUUGCAUGCGGCGGAGAUGCGGAUGUUAAGAUGGAUGUGUGGGAAGACAAGGUUGGAUAGGAUUUCGAACGAAGUUAUCCGACAUCAGGUAGGCAUGGCGCCGGUGGAGGAUAAGUUGCGGGAAGCGAGGUUGAGAUGGUUUGGGCAUGUGAGACGGCGGGACGUUGAUGCCCCUGUGCGGCGGUGCAAGAGGAUCACGGUUAUCGGGGGAAGUAGGGGAAGGGGUAGACCUAGGAAGAAUUGGAAGGAGGUGAUUAGGCAGGAUUUAGGACUUCUCACCCUUACUGAGGAUAUGGCCUUAGAUAGGAACCUUUGGAGGACUAGGAUUAGAGUAGCUGGUUAGAAGCUCAGUGCUAUAGAGGUUGAGCCGGGGGUCUCUUGGAAACAGCCUCCCUACUGGUUUGCUCAUUUUCAAUCCGAACAAAUCUGAUUGCAAUUU